GAAUGACAGAUGACAGAUGAAAAAGCAAAGUUGAUGAAUGUUCGUCGAGCGAAUUCAAUGUUUUUCUAAUUUUCGCGAAUCAGAAAAUGAUCCUUUAAAAGAAAUAACUUGAAAAAUGGACGAAAACGAGUUCUUCAGGCAGACCGUGCAGCACCUGGCGCGAUGUCUGUCCUGUAUCAACCCUACGCCAUGGGAAAAGGUGAACACCCUAUUCAUGCUAUGUCCACAAGCCAGCUCAAGCUUUGUGGUCACCCCACGGAGCCAAGAAGCCAGUAUCGCCUUAGGACUGUACUUCCUACAAAGUGGUCUGCAGCAUCAGGAUAAGCUGUUACCAUACUUCCUCAAAGUACUAAAGUGCCUCACCAAUGCACAGUUUGAGGAACCUAUGUACAGAGUUAAGAGUGGCGAUCGCAUACCAAUGUCCGAAAAAUUCAGCUUUUGUCUCAACACGCUACUCUCUGACGUUGCCAGAAAACAGCCAAGCCUCCGAGAAGAAAUCAUCACAGCACAAAUAGAACUCAUGUCAAACUUGACAAAAGUCAUAAACAACUGCCACGAGAGCAGGGACUACCUCUCAGUAUCCAAACUCCAGUUAUGCAAGAGUACACUACCAAUUUUGAUAGGUCUCGCGAGAUCUAUGGGUCGGUAUGCGACCGUGGAACCUCCUUUAUUGUGCCGGUUGUUCCCUCAACCGAGCAGUCCAGUAAAAACUAAGGAACCAGAACCUAGCUUCGAAUACUCCACUUUAGAUAAAAAGAGGAAGUUUAACCAGUUCCGCCCGAUUAUCCCCAGGUCUUUAUCAGGGAAUCUUAACCCAAAUAAUGAGGUUAUAGUUGAGAAUGGUAACGACACAGUAGACAGUACUGGAGAGACUUUGAAACGGGGUUCCUUCCAUAGUUACAACUCCGUUCCAUACGAUCCGACGACAUACUUCUUCCACAAAUUCGGAUCGAGUUUCAACCAGUUUCCGUACAUGAGGUAUUCGGAGUCUCCGGAAAAAAGAAUCAGUAUACAGUUUUAUGUGACGUAUCUCCAAUCGAUUCUAUCGCUCGCGAAGAAGUUAUUGACCAAAGAUUUGUUAGCGUUUUUGGAUGAGGAAGCCGAAGACAUUUUUGCUUCUGGCCAAAUACAGGUUUUCCCGUAUAAGUCGUUUUCUGAGACGCUCAAUUUAGUUAUGGUAACACUAUUACGAGAUAUUUUACAACACCAAAAAGAUUUGCCUGGACCAUUUACCAAGGAUGUGCAAGAAUUCGUCAAAUGCCUAUUCCUCAGCGGCCAAACAGAACUACAGAGUCGACACCACGAUGCAUCCGAAAAAGAGGAUAGAGAGAGUAACUUUGCCACUGUCAAUAAGUUUAAAGUCAAUGUGAUGGCCAAUUCAGCCUGUGUCGACCUUCUUGUGUGGGCUAUUGGUGAUGAAACAGUUGACGACGACUAUGACGUGCCAGCUCUAUUAAACGCUUUAACUAUUUUAAUAGGAGCCGAUUCCCUUUGCGGCCGAUUAACGGAGAAAAUUAACUCAAAUCACAAUCAUAAAUUGAUAUUGGCUCACAUGCCUUUACUGAUGGUUUGUCUUGAGGGUCUAGGAAAGUUAGCGACAAAGUUUCCAACAAUAGCGAAUACGUCGAUUUAUUGUUUGCGAGAUUUCUUAGUGACACCUUCGCCUAUACUAUUUAAAUUGCACAAACUCGAACUGGAGAAAACGGGGAAGGAACACAUGAAAGCCUCACUUCAAGGCAAAGAACACCAGAAUCUGACAGAAACGGGAGCGCCUAUGAAAUCGACGCCGUUCGAGAAACUCCGAGACGCGGCCAUAGAGAACCUAUGCGUCGCCUUAGAAGCGGCCCUAACUGUGGACCCUUUUUGUGUUCCUGCCUUGGUUGGCUCCGUUAGUAAUAGACUGUUCACUGCCGAGACUAGUGAUAGUGAGUCGUCACUAAUCAGCACAAACAUUGUGAUAAUGUUGGGACACGUGGCCGUAGCUUUGAAGGACACACCAAAGACAACGGAUACUAUCCUACAAUUUUUUCAACAGAGGCUAUGCCGUUCUCCAUCCUCGCUAGACACGCUGAUUGUGGAUCAGUUGGGCUGCAUGGCGCUGGCUAGCCCGGAGGGGCCGGCUCAUGAUGAGAUCAUGCGCAUGUUUACCGUCAUCACCGUAGAAGCCGCCAGCGCUGCUUACCAACACACUGAUGACAGGAAGCAGUAUCGGCAUGUAUCAGGCGCAGUACUUAACGCACUAGCCAACAUAGCAGCCAACGUUCGAGGGACGGUCGCUCGUCUCGAUCUGCUCACUCGUUUGCUCGAACUGUUCGUGCAACUCGGUCUAGGGGGUGAGAGAGCCACCGACCGCUCGCCAGCUCCCGUCUUGAAAGCUUCCGGCAGUGCAGGCAAUUUGGGAGUUCUUAUACCUGUUAUUGCGGUACUAGUUAAAAGGUUGCCUCCGAUAAAAAACCCAAAGCCUCGGUUACAUAAGCUCUUUAGAGAUUUUUGGUUGUACUGCGUCGUAAUGGGAUUCACCGCUGCCGAAUCAGCAAUGCGAAAGCGAUUGUGGCCCCAAGAAUGGUACGCGGGUGUAAAAGAGAUAGCCGUGAAAUCACCAUUCCUUGUCUCUCAAACGUCAUUGCGAUCGGAAAUGAGAGAGUUACAGUACACGUCAGCUGUCAGGAACGAUUCAGUAUCGAUUAAUGAACUUCAAGAGUUAAAGACACAGAUAUUGAAUUUAUUGGAUCACCAACAAGAAGUGACUGUUAUAGUUCCUAAAUUGACGUUCGCGCCGUGCAUGUAUUUGCUGAGCGUUUAUUGGUUGGAGACUUUGAGAGUAUGUAAUUCACCAGAGCCUAGUUUACAACACAUAAUUGAGUAUUUGAGUGAUACAGCACUACAGAAAGAUAAGAGUGGUAUGUGGCAAUGUGUUGCCAGCGUUGGCGAUAAAGUAUUCCAAAAGUUCCUCGAUGUAAUGUCUGAAAAACUCAAGGAUGAGUGUCGGGAAAGGGAGCUGGAAGGUCACGCGCAGUUCCUGCUGGUCAACUUCAACCAUAUACACAAGCAGAUCCGACGAGUCGCUGAUAAAUGGUUAGCUGGGCUGGUGGACAGGUUCCCGCAUCUUUUGUGGAAUUGUCGGGUGCUCUGGUCAAUGUUAGACAUUCUCCAAGUGUUGAGUUUUAGUUUGGAAUUAGAUGCGAAUCAAGAAACGCCGCUAUUGAAAGUGCCCGGUACAGACUUUACUUUGCAACUUCAGGACACUUUAGAAGGUCGAGAGGGCAUUGUAAAAGAUUUCGCUGAUCGAUGUCAUGGUAUAGUUCAAGAAGCUAUGAAAUGGGCACCCCAGUCUACUCGGUCUCAUUUACAGGAAUAUCUCAAUCAGGUCCCCAACUCAACACUUUGGCACCAUUGCGGCUUAGCCCUUGCAACGGGGGCAUUAUUAGGAGCAGCUGGUUUGAACCGUCUGUCGGCACCUCUACCAAAAUCCGCUUUGGAUAAACGACCACCCUGCGUUACUCAAGAUUCCGCCGCUUUAUUAGCCGUUGUGUCUCAAAGAAGCCGGUAUGCGGGUGAAGUAGCAGGAGCAGUAUAUGCAGAAGGCGGCGGAGAGCCGGCAAUAUGGAGGGUGGGAUUGCGUCUCCAUACUGCGUUAAGGGACGCCUGCGCAAGUGGCAGCGAAACCGCCCAUCGAGCCGCUUUGUGGCGCUGCACAGCGCUUUUAGUGCAUGCGAGGUCAACCUCCUCAGGAACGACGCCCACCGCUCGUGCUGUACUUCACAGCAUUGCCUGGUCCCAAGUAGACAUAUUCACGGAGGACGCAGUCACAACGGCCGCGGAAUGCUGGCAAUGGCUGAGUACGGCGCGACCUGACUUGGAGUUGCGACUCUUACAAGAAAUCUUCAUGGCCUGGCAAUGUACUGUUGACAGGAAGAUGGGGCUAUUUUCUAAACAAACUGAGGAGAUCAGCCCUUUGGCGGCUUACGAAGGUGCCAAACUAGAACCUAGACCACCGUUCGUGGCCCCUCACGCAGUAUGGGUCCGAUAUUUAUGCGAAGUCGCUGAGACCGCUAAAUACAAUAGCUUGGAAAAAGUCGAAAUGUUAGCCAGUCUACUUCACAGAUCACUCCCAGUAACCGUUGGUGACAUUCGUGAUCAUAUCAAUAGACAUGUCGAAGCUGCUGGAGUUAGAUUUAGGCUUCUAUCCUGCGGCCUAUCUCUCCUCCAAGGCGACAUCCUACCGCGGUCUCUGGCACGUAACAUCCUACGAGAACGAGUCUACAGCGCGUGUCUAGACUACUUCUGCAGAGGUCUACAGUGUCCAGCCAAGAUGUCUGGCGCUUUGAGAGAGGAUAUCAUAUCACUGAUUAAGUUCUGGCAACUGAUGCAUUCGGAUAAGAAGUAUUUGAAGAGCAGCGAUAUAGGCGCGGAGUUCGAAUUAAUGGGCCCGAGUAGUAACCAAAGCAUUUACACGUCCAACUCGCCGACGGAUAACAGAUCUUCAGUCAACAGCAGUGACAUUGGCAAUCGACAAACUUCCGGUUGGAUUAAUACGGUGCCCAUGUCAACAACGACUUUGUCUAGCGGAGCAGGCAGUGUAGCGGGCAAGAGAUCAAUUCGCAGCAUGAAACCGCCAGCCAAGUCACUAGAUCCAUUCGUCAAAGAUUACGUACGGAAAAGGAAUCUCAUAUUGGAGCUUAUGGCAGUAGAAAUAGAGUUCCUCGUAACUUGGCACAACCCACACAGUAGACCCGAGCAAGCGGUGCCGGGUGAAGACAAUAUAGCGACGUGGCGAUCCAAACCCAAUACUGAGCGAACAUGGCGCGAUUAUACUAAACUGGCUUGGGAUAUUAGCCCGACGUUGGCUGUGUUUUUACCUGAAAGGUUGAAGAACGAAGGUAUAAUAGCCGAGAUCAAGAGAAAGGUCCAAAUGCACCCGACGUCCGUUUGUCAUAUACCCCAGGCGUUGAAAUAUCUAGUCACCACUGAAAACCUGCUCAAUGAUGCGCAUGAGUUAGUCCACAUGGUGACGUGGGCGCGAGUGAGCCCCGUGGAAGCGUUGUCGUACUUCAGUCGGCAGUACCCCCCACACCCGCUGUCGGCUCAAACGGCGGUCGCCACUUUAACUUCAUACCCGUCCUCUGCUGUGCUGCUGUACAUACCACAGCUUGUGCAGGCGUUGCGGCACGACACUAUGGGCUACGUAGCAGAACUAAUAAAGUCGCUCGCAAAGAAGUCGCAAGUGGUAGCUCAUCAAUUGAUCUGGAAUAUGCACACCAACAUGUACACUGACGAAGAGAUGCAUAAUAAGGACAUACUAUUUGACAUACUCGACAAUCUGACAAAGAGCAUCGUAGACACGCUAUCUGGUCCUGCAAAGGCGUUUUAUGAGCGAGAGUUUGAAUUCUUCAGCCAAAUCACCAAUAUCAGUGGCAUAAUCCGACCGUAUCCAAAAGGUGCGGAGCGAAAACGCGCAUGUUUGGAAGCUCUGAAGAGUGUUAAGGUGCAACCUGGCUGUUAUUUACCUUCAAAUCCAGAUUCAAUGGUCAUUGAUAUAGAUUACAAAAGUGGAACCCCUAUGCAGAGUGCAGCCAAAGCGCCGUAUCUGGCUCGUUUCCGAGUAAGGAAAUACGGUAUCGCUGAAAUGGAGGCCGUCGCUAUGGCCAUCGCAUCUGGGGAAGAACUACCUUCCGAAGAAGGAAAAGACAGGUACACGGCGAUAGCGGCUGAAACGUGGCAAGCCGCUAUAUUUAAAGUGGGCGAUGACGUGCGUCAAGACAUGUUGGCUUUGCAAGUGAUCUCGCUGUUCAAGAAUGUUUUCCAACAAGUGGGGUUGGACCUUUACUUGUUCCCGUACAAAGUUGUCGCUACUGCGCCGGGGUGUGGUGUAAUAGAAUGCGUGCCUAACGCAAAGUCGCGAGAUCAGUUGGGCAGACAGACUGAUAUCGGCAUGUACGAGUAUUUUAUCAAGAAAUAUGGUGACGAAACUACUCGAGAAUUCCAGGCUGCACGGAGAUGCUUCGUCACGUCGAUGGCCGCGUAUAGCGUUAUCGGGUUUUUGUUGCAAAUAAAGGACAGACACAACGGGAAUAUUAUGCUGGAUACUGACGGACACAUUAUUCAUAUAGAUUUCGGCUUCAUGUUCGAGUCAUCGCCGGGUGGCAAUUUGGGCUUCGAGCCGGAUAUCAAGCUAACUGACGAGAUGGUGAUGGUGAUGGGCGGCAAGAUGGAGGCGCCGCCCUUCCGGUGGUUCUGCGAGUUGUGCGUGCAGGCCUUCUUGGCCGUUAGGCCAUACCAAGAAGCGAUAAUAUCCAUAGUAUCGCUAAUGCUGGACACAGGCCUGCCUUGUUUCCGUGGUCAGACGAUACGGCAACUGCGCUCCCGGUUCGCGCCUAAUUCCACGGAGAAAGAAGCCGCGGCCUACAUGCUGUCUGUUAUAAGGAACUCCUUCCUCAACUUCAGGACUCGGACCUAUGACAUGAUACAGUAUUAUCAGAACCAGAUUCCUUAUUAGAUUUAUUAAAUAAAAACUAGCUGUUUGUCUGUGGGUUAAAUUACAUAACUAAUCGAUCGCCUUUUGUAUUGCCCGUGUGACAUAAAAAUAUCUUGAAUAUCUUCCAAGAAGCGAUCAUAUCUAUAGUAUCGCAAUUACUGGACACGCCUUCUGCCUCAAUUUCAGGACGCGGACCUAUGACAUGAUAAAGUAUUAUCAGAACCAGAUUCCUUAUUAGAUUCAUAAAAAACUAGCGAUAUAUCCUUGACUUUGUCUGUGUUUAACAUGAGUAGCUUAUGCACUCGGUUUCGUCCGCGUACAAUUUUUUUUUUCUUAAAAUCCCUUCUUAGUGAUAAUACUCAUAUCAAAAAGCGAUAAUAUCCAUAGUGUCGCUAAUACUGGACACAGGGUUGCCUUGUUUCCGAAAAAUAAGGAAGAGGAAGCCGCGGCCAACAUGCUGUCCGUUAUAAGGAACUCUUUUUUUCAACUUCACAACUCGGACCUAAACAUGAUACAGUGUUAUCAGAACCAGAUUCCUUAAUAGAUUAUAAAACUAGCUGUUUACCCAUGACUUUGAGUUAAACAUGUAUUAAAUUACAUCACUAGUCUUCGCCCACGAGAAAUUAAAAUAUUCUGAAAAUCCUUUCUUACAAAUGAAAUAGAGUCUACGUUAUAAAGAAAAGCCAUGUAGUUUUUCUUGAAAAAUCAAAUUUUUAGACCUUGCAGUUUGAGAGUCAGUCAACUCCUAGACUUUUUUUACUAGACUUCCUCAAAAACCUUUUUAGUGGGAGUUAUACAGAGAACCUUGUUUUUUAUUGGAAAUUACUUUAAAUCACUAUCUAGUUACAAGACCUAGUAGUUUGAGUUGUCCGUUAAUAUGUCAGUCAGUUAGUUUUUCUUAUAUAAACGCGGAUUGCGUCUUUGUUUUGUGGUAGGUAUCAAUAGUUUUUAUUGUAUUUGGUGCCUGUAAUACAGGUGUUGGUUUCACAACGUUAACAUAGUUUUUUCCAGACGUAUUUUCAAUUUAUGUGAUCCUUAAAAAAGUUUAAUUACUGAUCUCGGUGAGGUAUGCUUAAUAAUUAUUUAAUUUAUGGAAAUGGAAAUACAUCAUAUUAUUAAUUAUUAAUAAAUGAGAGAAAGGGAUAGAACAAAAUAAAUGGAAUCCAAUAUUUGAGAAGCAAUAUUCGGUUCCUUAAUUAGAUAAAUAAAUAAUUGAAGAGUAGCCAAAAUGAUCCUAAAUGUUAUUAUCAUAAUAAAAAGACGAUGUUAUAUCAUUUAUAGCUUUACUUUUGUAGUAAUAUAUAAAUAUAGUAUAUUUCCUACAUACGUAAUGUAUGAUAUUUUAUAAAAAUAAUAAUAAUAAUUGUGAUUAUAGCAUACUUACAGGAAGACUUUUUGGUCACUGUCCUUUAAAUAUAAGAAUAUCUUUGGUAACAAUAAUAAAACACUUCUUUUAGAAUCACUCAUGGUAUCACUCAAUACUAAAAUACUAUGAUAUAAUAUAAAGCUGUCUAAAAAACCGGCCAAGUGCGAGUCGGACUCGCACACAAACGGUUCCGUACCAUCACACAAGAUGUACUUUUUUUUUAAUUUGCAGUGCGGCCAGUUUGAAAUUGUUAUUAUUGUUAUAUCAGCAAUAGGAAUACCUAUUCUGUGAAAAUUUCAACUCUACCUAGUACGGUUAAUAAGAUACAAACCGCUGACAGACAGAUCGGUGGAUGAUAUUGACAAAAUGUGCAGGGAAUUUUUGACCUGAGUACCUAUUUUUUUUUUUAAACAGUCUGGCUAGCAUCUAAUAUCUAGAAAAUAAGGCGGUGACUAAAAGGUCCAGUUGUAAGUAUUAGAUUGAUGCGUAACUAAAUGUUAUUCUGUAUCCGUUGGUGUUGUUGAUCAUGUAUAGAUUCUAUUAUAAAUAAUAAUUGAAUAAAAAUAGCAUAUCACAGAUUGUUUUAAGUAUUCAAGAGAGAAUAGGCAACUUCUAGGCAAGCGCGCUCCACCUUAGGCUGCAUCAUCACUUGCUAGCAGGUCUGAUUGCAGCCAAGCGCUAGUCUAUACAUAAAAAAAAUCGGCCAAGUGCGAGUCAGACUCGCGCACCGAGGGUUCCGUACUCGGGCAUUUUUCCGACAUGUUGCAUGAUAAAUCAAAAACUAUUAUGCUGUGCCGGCGAUGGGUUGAUCAUGAUGAUGACUUUCCAAUUCCAUGGUCCGCAUCCAUUCCAUGCACGGUCUAACCUGAAUUCACCCUUCGAAUUGAAAAACAAUCUGUGAUAUAAUCAAAAUAGUUUGUCAGUAAUAAUGUUUCAAGACAAUGUACCGCGUUACCAUUACAAGAAAGUAUUUCUUAUUUAUUAAUUUUAUUUAAAAGUUUAAUACUUGUGACUUAUUGCUAACAAAUAAAAAUAGCAUGUUUAUUUAAUGAUGAAUCAAAUAUUUGUACAUUCCUCCUGUAAAAAUUCUAUGUUGUUGGUAUUAAAAUAUGGUAAAACAAAA
This is a messenger RNA of Maniola jurtina (meadow brown), 8964 nucleotides long. It is a transcript of the gene Pi4KIIIalpha, whose product is annotated as phosphatidylinositol 4-kinase alpha. Gene Ontology annotation, cellular component: cytoplasm; plasma membrane. NCBI's taxonomy places the organism in Eukaryota, Metazoa, Arthropoda, Insecta, Lepidoptera, Nymphalidae. Gene Ontology annotation, molecular function: 1-phosphatidylinositol 4-kinase activity. The transcript is spliced from 39 exons. Gene Ontology annotation, biological process: phosphatidylinositol-mediated signaling; phosphatidylinositol phosphate biosynthetic process. The coding region runs from base 116 to 6496 and encodes 2126 amino acids. The record is from RefSeq and is a predicted model, not a curated record.